AUGUUGCGUUUGGUGAAAGAAAACGUCGUCUAUGUGACAGUGCAUCGAUUUUUAAAGCAUGUCACUGAAUUGGAGCAACAGCACGGCUACAACUAUAAAAUCGACAAGAAAUCAGUGAUGAAAUGCUUGUAUGCGCUUCAGAAAGCUGGUUUAGUACGGCUCUAUGAACGUAUCGUUGUCGAGGAUUACAUUUCGAGUCCAGUAAGUUCGAGUGAUCAUAUUCAUCUUUUGGAGAAGUUCCGGUUUUGUGAUUAA
Molecule: messenger RNA, 255 nt
Organism: Anisakis simplex (herring worm)
Lineage: Eukaryota; Metazoa; Nematoda; Chromadorea; Rhabditida; Anisakidae
Source: the annotation of a GenBank genome assembly